Molecule: messenger RNA, 2165 nt
Organism: Corticium candelabrum
Lineage: Eukaryota; Metazoa; Porifera; Homoscleromorpha; Homosclerophorida; Plakinidae
Product: enteropeptidase-like
Exons: 3
Coding region: 1383-2015 (210 amino acids)
Cellular component (GO): membrane
Source: RefSeq, a predicted model, not a curated record
ACCACCAUCCCCACUGCCAGGAAGAUCAAAGCCAAUCGUUCAGACAUCUGUCUCAGAAAUAGGAAGACCACUUCUUGUCUUAUUAUUGAUAUCAACUGUGCUGAUGUCAACAUUGGCAAGAAACAUGCUGAGAAGUUGGCGAAGUACAGCGACUUGCGAGUGGAGAUAAGCCGCAUGUGGCAUUGUCAAACACUGGUGGUUCCGGUGGUCUUGGGAGCUUUGGGCACAGUGCACGCAGGUAUUGCACGGUGGUUGGACAUUAUUCCAGGUCAUCACAACCUGCAGCACUUACAGAAAACGGUGCUUGUGGGAUCUAAUCGAAUCCUUCGUAAAGUCAUGUCUUCUUUCUAGACAGCCGUAAUGGUCUACGUACUUCUGAAGCAGGGUUUGCUUCCGGUACUUGUAAUAGACUCUACAAACCAGACUGAUCUGAUUGAGCACGACACACAUGAUAAUAUUGCUAGAUGUGUAGUCAAGUCAUCACGUAGUUUACAUCUGCCAUGAUCGUUGUCUUCCCUACGUGCUAUAAACUACAGUCAAUGUGGGAGAAUUUUUUCAGCUGUACAUCUCUGCUUAGAAACAUUGUCCCUUGCAGUUCUGCUUCCACUCGUGUGCGGCAUUGCAGAAUACGAUAUUUCCACCGUUUCCGUUCCGAAUGCUAUCUGAAGUGCACAAACAAACACCGCUGUGAACACCUACUUUCUGAAAGGCAUUUCACACGUUUUCACAUGGGUACAAUUUGUAAAAAAGCUGUCUCUGGCGAUCACUGUUUGCUGCGACCCAACUUGAGCUAUGUUACGAUUUCCAAAAUUCUGUGCGUUAAGAAUGUAGAGUUUAUGGUAAGGUAUCACCUACUGGCGUUUUUGUGCUACAUGUCUCUGAUUUCGAGAUUUUGAUUUCGUGCAUACAUUUUUAUAAAUCCGGUAUUGGAGGCACGAGCGCGAAAAACGUCCGGAUAGUGUUCCUAAAAGCAUAAUAAAAAUAUGACCCCGACCUAUGAUUACCCAAAUGCAUUGUGGCUCCUGAAUAUUACUGCAUUUCAAUCUUAUGGCCCCGUCAAUUUUGCCAAACCCCGAACACUCAAUAAUGACUGGCCUUUAAUUGAACAUGUUUGUACAUCACUGUGAUAUGUGAAUCUAUGUUACAAAUUUUCUAUAGGUGUUAAGGUGGCUCCAGCAGUUGCUUUUCAAGGAGGUUCAUCUAGAUUUCGUGUUAAAUUCAGAAAAGAAUUACGUCUCAAAUUUACUGCUCGCUACCUUCCUCAAGAGAAUACGCUAUCCAACUUAGGUAUCUACCGCAAUGGAUGUUAACUAUUGCCAACAUCUAAGUAUCUUUCAAUACUAAAAAUCGUCCGUGUUCCUAUAUCAAAAAAUGGUGCAAGCAUGCGUACUAAUGUUGUUGAAAUCACAUUUAUUUUGGAGGCAGCGAAGAAGACUGAUAGUGGUAACUACACUUUGUUGACCGAAAAUCACAUAGGAACAACUAAUACAAGUUUUAUUCUUCAAGUGAUAAAACGCAAGUUGAAGAAUUGUACGUUUGAGACUGAUCUCUGUGAUUGGAUUAAUGAAGGCAACCCUAAUGAGAAUGAGGUUGGCUGGUUGCGUCGUAGGGGAGAAACACCAUCUCAUUCUACUGGACCUGUGGCAGGAUAUGGAGGAUCGGGCUACUAUAUUUAUUUGGAAACUUCCAAGCUAGCUGGUGAAGGACAAGCAGCAGUGUUGCGUAGUGUGUCCAUCAUGGCAAAGUCUCAUCCCACCAAACUGUCAUUUGCUUACCACAUGUUUGGCCCCAAUAUUGGCAGUCUCCGAGUACACCAGCGACGAUAUGACAAGGAUGGGAGAAAGGUACCAAGCACAUUGUGGACUCAGAGAGGAGAUCAGGGUAACAAGUGGCAUACAGCGUCAGUGACGAUUGGUCCAAUCCAGCCAUACGUGAAAUCACGAAUUGUAUUUGUUGCUACUGUCGGUAAUGACACGCUGGGAGACAUUGCCAUUGAUUCAAUCAUUUUGUCUUAGACUCAUACUCGUUUGGGUGACACACUACUCUCUUUGCUAGCUGUGUGAGGACAAUGACGUUCAAUGUUUUCGUUUUCCAUCGGUGUUUGUUGUCUAAAUGUCGUGUAUAACAGAGUCAAUAGACUCAGCAAAAGUCUGGUUACAUUUCAA